Molecule: messenger RNA, 1867 nt
Organism: Paramecium octaurelia
Lineage: Eukaryota; Ciliophora; Oligohymenophorea; Peniculida; Parameciidae
Source: the annotation of a GenBank genome assembly
CAAAUGGCAAAAAUAAUAGAUAAUUACAUAUUAAUAGAAGGAAUAGGUCAAGGAACAUUUGGUGAAAUACACAAAGGCAGAAAUUUGAUAUCUAAAGAAGCUGUGGCUGUGAAAACAAUUAAGUUGGACAGAUUUUUAAAUGAUUCAAUAUUAAAGGAUAUGAUAAUUAACGAAAUCUAAGCAUUGAAAAAAUUAGAGGAUUAACAUAUAGUACGAAUGAUCAAAAUGCUAAAAUCAGCAAACAAUAUUUAUUUAGUUUAUGAACACUUAAAUGGGGGAUCGUUAGCAAAUUAUUUAUACGAAAAAGGUCGUCUAACAGAAUAAGAGGGAAGAUAGAUUAUGUCCAAUGUAUUUAAGUAAUCUUUUAUCCUUAAUAUCUAGAGGAUUCAAGACCUUAAAUCAUGAAAAAAUCAUUCAUAGAAAUAUCAAUCCAAACAACCUAUUUUUUAAUGAUGGGAUAAUCAAAAUUAAAAAUUUCUUUUGUUGCAAAUCCCCUGCAAGUUAGAAAAUAUUUGAUCCUGGUAUUUCUAUUACAUUAUAUCUAGAAAACUUCAUAUACUCUGCCCCUGAAAUCCUAUUAAAAUCACAAUAGCCAUAAUAUGAAGACAAAUGUGAUAUAUUCUCUUUGGGAUUGGUGUUUUAUAAAAUGUUUUUUGGAUAAUUGCCUUUUCCAGAAAAUCUAACUUAAGAUCAACUAAUUGAAUUGUAUAAAAAUUAAUAAUUCAAUCCAAUUGUUGAAGAUCUAUCUGAGAAUACUGCCUAUCUUUUAAAUGGAAUGCUAUAAAUUGACUAAGCAAGAAGAAUAGAGUGGCAAACAUUGUUUCACGAAGAUCAAGUACCUACUAUGUCAGGUUUAGUAAAUUCCACAAAUACAAAUUUUGCUUCUAAUUAUUAAAUUAAUUCUCAGGUAUAAUAAUUUGAGACUGGAGGCUAAAACUUUUAUAUCUCUCAACAAUCUUUAUAAAAUCAUAUUACAACCAGUCCAAAUGAAUUAGUUAAAAGAAAAACAAAUGUUUCUGAUAAGGAAAAUAUCAAAGCUAACAAAGAAAAUGAUUCGGCAUAAAUCUUUGCUAAAACAAUAGAAAAAGAACAAAGUAUUUCAUAAUAAUAGUCCCAAUAAUAAGUCUUAUAAAUUUAAUAGACGAAUAAUAACAAUAGUUCUUAGCCUAAUGUUGUUAAGUAAAUCCAACAUUAAUUAAGCGAAUUAAGACACAAGUUUAACAUUAUUAUUCAAGGAACUUGUAAGAUUGAAUAGUUAGAUAAUUGGUCAGCCAAGAUAAAAACUGAAAUUUGCAUGAUAUUCUUAAUAAAAAAAGCAAUUAAAUGCAUAAACGAAAUGCUAGACAUAUGCUAGAAUACUGAUAGAUAAUGGGGAAUUUCAAAAAAUAGAUCAGAAAUAAUUAAGAUUUUAUAGAAAGAUUUUGAUGAUUUGAUUUCUAAUUACAAACAUGUUAAAUAAAUGGUAUAAAAUUAAUGUAUGACUUUUAUAGAACACUUGUCCCCAUGAGGAAUUGAAUACUCACGAAAUGAUAGAUGAAUAAUAUGUGGACAAUGUAUUAGUUAUGAUAGCAAAAUAAAUUGCAAUGGAUUUGGGAUAAAUUCGAUCAAGUAUGAGAAGUAAUUCUUAAAUUAAAAGCAAUGUAAUUGUUACAUUUUAUACAAUUAGUCAUUUAAUUAUGAAUAAACUAGUUAAAGGAAUGGAAGCUUUAUUGAAUCAAAAUAAAGUACUUCAAACUAAUACAUUUUUGCAAUCUUUCUAAUAGAUUUAGUUAAAGGAAUGAAUUUUGAAGACUAAAAACCUUAUUUUAAAAAGUUAGAAGAAUCCAAAUUGCCUGAGUUAUUAGACUUCAAACUCAAAUCUAUUUGA